AUGAAUUCCACUUUACACUCUGUGGACUCCAGUGUUAUUCAAACCAGUUUAUUUGGUCAGUAUAACAGGGCUGGGGAUCCAACUAGCCUAUGGUGUGAUGAAUCUUUGGAAAACCCGGACUCUAUGUUGGAUCAAUGCAAAUGCUACACAAGUACUCCAAGUUCUUUUUCCACUACUUCAGAAAGCACAUCUUAUUCGCGUGAUCUUUAUGUUACAUCUAGACUACGCAGUCGGUCUGAAGAGAAAAACUGUAAAUCGGAGCAUCCCUUUUAUCUGUCUCAUUCCGUAAUCAAUUAUUUAAAAUUGGACAAAUUAUCUAACAAAAUGUGUCCUGGUUGUGUUCCUUGUUCUUCUUCUUAUGAUAAACUACGAUUAAGUACGUACUCCGAAGAAAAAGGCGAUUUGAAUGUCACCCAAAAGGACUUCCAACGGGGUAACAAAUUCAAGCGCAAAGGAAACCAGUCGUUUAAGUCGAGUUCGUCAGUCUGGUAUAGCGAUGAUUCUGACUCAGUCCCUCCAGCGAUGGCUCUCAUAAAUGUAAAUCGACUUCAUACCCAAACCUUGCAUCCAGCUACAUUAAAUGAGAACAGAAUAAUUGCGACAAACAACAUUUUAUAUGAUUUCAACACUGAAUUUGAUGUCUCUGGAUCAAAAAUAUCAAAAAAAAUUUUGAACGCUUCGAGAAAAUCUCUUCCAGCAAUCCAUCUUGAUCGUGAUUUAGAAGUAAGCGGCAGUAGCGGUACCAGUAGUCUUUCUUAUACGGCUGUGAUUGGUAACGAGACGGAAUAUAUUCAGCCGGAUAAACGCUCAGAGCCAUUUUCUGAUGAAUCUAACAAGCACUACUUAACCUCUCUACAUUUUGGGCAAACCGGUGCAUCCGCGAGAGAUUCUGGCUUAAGUUCACAUUCAAGCAAUUCUGUAAAUUAUUCCCCUAACUAUCUUAUGCCCCCUCAUAAAGGAUUGGUUCCUGAGUGUAAAACUAGUCUCUCUUCUACACCCCCACCAGUUCCACGUCACGCCCCUCAAUCACAAGCUAUGAUUGCACUUACACAAAGGAACGGGAAUGAUAUUUUAAAUGCAACCAAUUUAGUACGUUGUGAAACUGACCUUACAAAGUGUACAUGCUCCAAAGGUGCAAGCGGUAAAAUGGUAGUGGGAAGAAUUCGUGGAACAACUAUCCGAUUGCAUUCACAUACGGGCGAAUCUAAAACUCUCUUAAAGUCAUAUUUCCCAAGUGAAAAUAAACAGAUUGAACAGAACCCUAAUUCAUCUUUAUCACCUAUAUGGAAACGUAAAUCAAAUACAUUACAAUCGAUGAUCAAGGAUAAAAUUCAACUCAUUGAAGAACAAAACUAUUCAAAAUCAAUCCAAAUAACUAAAUCCAAGGAAGGUGGUUGUAGGAAACGAGAAGAAAAAGAUGAUGAUGAAGUAGGGAGUAAAGGAAAACAUUUAAUUAAUAAAGUUCAAUAUGAAAAUACUACUACUACUUCGACUACUACCAAGAAUGAUAAUAAUCAUGACAGAGUGCACAAUUCCUGUCUACUUUUAGAUGAUUCAAUUAAACAACAAGAUGUUUGUACAGCAUGUACACUAAAUUGGCAAUUUUAUUUAUCCCAACCUUGUUGUUAUACAUUUAUAGAUGAUAUGGUUAAAUUUUAUCAUGAUGUGAAUAAUUCUUGGUAUUUUGUGAAACAUGAUUGUUUUCUAAAUUCUAUUAUUCAAUUGUUUAAACCUGAUAGUUGUUUCAGUUGUCGUAAAUAUAUUUAUGCAGUAGGUGUAAAUUUAUUUAAUAGAAAUCCAUUGAGAGGUCUAAAAUAUUUGGCAAGACAUAAUUUCUUAAACUUAUCUUCUAGUAAACAAAUUUCCAAAUUUAUUCAAAAUAAUGCUGACUUAUGUCGUUCAAAAAUUGGAGCAUUUCUUGGUCUGCCUCCUACAGAUGAGAUCAACCCAACGGAAGUUACAAUGAUUCUUCUGAAAUCCUUAAACAUUUCUGGUUUGGAAGUAGAUGAAGCUUUGCGAUUGGUUGUUCAUCGAUAUGGGAUGCCCGUGGAAUCUCAAGAAAUAGACAGAUUAUUACAGUGUAUCACUGAAUAUUAUCAUGCAGUUCGAUGGCGUUCAACAUCUGUUAAUUCAUCAGAUAUCUUUUCCAGUACUAAUGAUCAUCAAUUGAAGUCUUCACCAGCUCCUAUCACUCUGGAUCAAUUAUCAUUAAUAUUUUACGCUAUUCUCUUACUACAAACCAGUCUUCAUAAUGUAAAUGCAGCAAAAUCAAGUUUAGGCAAACAGAAUGUCAGUCAAUUUAUAAAAAAUGUAUAUGAUCUUUUAUUAAAUCAACCACCUUCAUCAUCAUCUUCACUAUCUUCUUUCACGGCUAAAUCAAAGUCAAAGAUUGCAAAUGUUAGUCAAAACGAGGUGGUUGAUGAAAGUGGUAAUAUUAUUACUGAAUCCAUUCUGGACAAUGAAAAUAAUAUUAAUAAUAACAAAUCUCUUGAUAUAAAACAUGUAUUCUCAAAUCGUACAUUAACUGAAAUAUUUCAUCGUAUUAAAGUCAAACCAUUGGAACCAGGUUCAGAUCAAACAACAAUCGUUCGACAUAUAUCUAAAGCAAUAAGAAAUUUGCAAGAUGUUAAAAUUUUAAACACUGAUGACAUUGAUAAUGAAUUCUUAUUCACGAAUAAUCCAUUUGAAUUAGUGGAACCACAUCGUCGAUUGGUUUGUUAUUGUACGGUAAUUCAUAUUAAUCAAAAUCAACCUCCUCAUAAAGAAACCAGUAUCCUACGACAUUUGUUUGUUUUUAAUGAUUUAAUUAUUAUUGCAAAAGAUUCCUCUUCAAAACGUACUUCUGGUAGAAGAUUAGUUUUCGACAAGUCAAGAAAAAUUCAAUCAAAAAUAAAUGAUAAGAUAUUAUCACCAGAUCAAUAUGAUAAUUUUCUUCGUCCACCAUUAGAUUUAUUAUAUACUGAUUGUGAUAAAAAGUUUAAAAUAAUGAAUGCUGAAUCGAAUACACUUAACUGUAUGCAACCAACCGUUGGUUGUGUACCUCAUAGAGUAGGAGGCGGAAGAGGAAGAAGAAGCAGAUCAAAAAAUGAACUUUAUAGUCGAAAGGCAGCUAAUUCUACUUCACAUUCCUAUACACGUCUUACUGCUUUAUAUGUUUUUUCAUUAUAUAGAUGUAAAAUUCGUCCUUUUAAAACUGAUGUGUAUCGUUAUGGAAUAGAAUUUUGGAAAUUUCCCGAGACAAGAACAUCACAACAUCAAUCUAUUCCUAGUAGUUUUAACAAUGGCAAUUUACAACCGGAACAAAUGAUUAUUAUUGCUGCACUCGAUAAAAGUGACUAUGAAAAUUUAUUGAAUGAUUUAUAUCAAGCAUUAUGUGAAACAAAUCUUGUCGCAUUCGAAUUAAAAUAA
Molecule: messenger RNA, 3408 nt
Organism: Schistosoma spindalis
Lineage: Eukaryota; Metazoa; Platyhelminthes; Trematoda; Strigeidida; Schistosomatidae
Source: the annotation of a GenBank genome assembly